GAGAGCAAGAGAAACAGGACCUGAUGGAACAUUGCCCUUAAAUGGUAAAAGCUCCCAGGAGUGAGAGAGAGGCUGGGCUGAGAAUAGCAGGAAUUAGCCUGACAGUCCGUACUGAGCCAGUGAGUGUUUAGGAGGAUUUGUAUAACGGAAUCUGAGCACUGGGUCCUGACGACAGAGUACAGAGUCCUCCUUGUGUCUCCUACCCCUGACCAGAAGCAGGAAACAGAUGUGCUGCCUCAGUCCCAGGAGAUCUUUGAACUACUACAUCACCAGUGGCUCUCUACCCACAGUGGAUGUUACAACGAUGGUAGACCAGGGCAGUACUCAUCUCUGCUCGAAGCCCUUAAUCUAGAACUUUCCGGGAGCCACCAACCGCUUGGAACCCAGAAGCGAUUUGGACAACAGCCAUUGGACCAAAGCGGUGGGGAAGAAGGGAAGCCUUCAUCGCCAAAGGAGAGCUUGACCAGAGGACAAGACUCAGAGACCACAGGCAGGAAUAGCGUGGGUGGAUCGCGGUCCCAGGAGGUGGAUGUGAAGCAAAGACUGAGCCCAGAGGCUGAAGAACAGCUUCCCCCCACCACCUUACCAGAAGACGAAGAUUUGGCCUCGAUCUCCUCCCUGCGGCAGCUGCUGAACAACUUCUCCUUGGUGGGUCUUGAACCCUCUCUGAUCCGUGGCGCCCGUUGUGUCAUAGCCCCCAGUAUGCCCACCCUUCCUGAAGAGGAGGUGAGACCUGAGCAUCAGGAAGCAACACAGAGCGCCAAACCCAACGUUCUAGCUGCUGGAACGGGGAUGAACACGACACCAGCAAUUGUCCUCCCAGAGGUCACUGGCUCUUCGGACAAGGAGUCUGACCGAGCCACACACCUGAGAUGCCCCAGCCCCAUCCAGAGAAAGUCCAGCAGAAACUCCCGGGCCUCCUUGUCCUCGGCAAGUUCCCUCACCACUGUCGAUGGAGAUGGCCACGUGUACGAUCUGGUGAAUGACCAGCUGCCCGACGUCGAGCUCUCCGACGAAGACAGAAAGAAAAACACGGAGCUGCUGGAGGAGGCGAAGAAAAUCAGUGAGAGGUUCCACAGCCGUCGGAGCCGCCGCUCCAGGACCAGUGUUUCCGAUUCACCGCCAGAGCCAGACAUGGCAGCAGUCAGGACAAUGGCCGUGCCUUCGCUUCAGGCUGGGGAGGAAGAGGCCCCUUCACCCAUCAGGGACAAGGAGAUGAAGCUUUUAGAAGUCCCUGGAUCAAGACAACACGAUGCCCAAGUGAAAUCUGAGCAACACACCAGAAAGCUUUCUCCAGCCAGGACAACCAGCGAAACCAGAAAACAGUCUCCAGCCAAGAAGGCCAUUGAAAAUAGAAACCCAUCUCCAGGGGCAGUGGGUUUUCAGUUGUCUUCUAGAAAGGUGAUGGAUGCAUCUGUCCAUCGGAAAGAAGCUGUGUCCCUGGAAGCUGGUGCAGGUAGUGAGUCCAAGCCUUUGGACAAGAACCGCCAUAGCCCCCAUGUCAAAGGGGCAGAAAGUGCUACCAAGUCAAGUUCUCUGGAACGCAACAUGAUUCCAAUGAGACCCCCCCAGGCACUGGGCUCCGAAACCGGAGCUGUUAGAACGAGUAUUGAACAUGCUGCCCCUCGCCCCAGGGUGCCCUGCACAGCCGAAAUCAAAUCUCUGAGCUCGCAGCCUCUUCUGCGGGCCGUUUCCUGGGAGUGUCUGGAGGUGGACGGGGAGCUGAACGCGCCCCCAAGCCCCCCUCUCCAGACUGUCGAGAGCUUCGAUUUCAGCGUACUCGACACCAGCCAGCUUAGAGCCUUCGACUGUAAGGAACUGCCCGUCGAACCAAAGCUGCAGAAACUCACCAAACUGCGUGAGGAGAAUAAACUGAUGCGGAGCCAAAACCUGUCAGCACAGAGAUUACCCGACCUCAGUGAAAGCAACGAACAGGAGAGAGGGCCAUCGCCCGUCCCGUGCCCGGCAACCAAUGGCACUGAUGGCAGCUGCGAUGCCACGCCGAGCAUUCCGGACUGUCUGCUCCGGAAGCUGAAGGUCCAGAGGACGCUGCCCGCAGGAUUGCCACCUUUGACAGAGAAGGAAGUUGAGAACACAUUCGUCCAGCUCUCCUUGGCCUUUAAAAAUGACAGCUACACUCUGGAGGCAAGGCUGGGUCUGGCUGAGAGGGAGAGAAACUUGGCUGAAGACAACACAGAGAGGGAACUUGAGAACUUCAAAUCAGAGCUGAAGUCCUCGGCCUCGCUCUGGGCUAACUCCGAACAACGCGAAGCCCAGGAGAGGCUCUUGGAAACCGUGGCUGUCCUCCAGCGCCUGGCCAUCAGGCUCUCAGGACGGGCUGAGAUGGUGGGGGCAGUCCGGCAGGAGAAGCGAAUGUCCAAGGCCACCGAGGUGAUGAUGCAGUACGUGGAGAACUUGAAGCGCAUGUAUGAGAAGGACCAUGCGGAGCUCACCGAGUUCAAAAAGCUGGCCAAUCAGAACUCGAACCGGAAUUACAGUCCAUACGGAGACAGCAGUGAUGACGGUGUUCCUCGGACAGCCCGCUCCAUGUCACUCACUCUUGGCAAGAGCGUGCCACGCCGGAGAGUUAGUGUGGCGGUGCUUCCAAAGUUUGUCAACUUUCCAGGACAACCGGGCAGCGCCUCCGCCGUUCCCACCGUUGCUGCCGUGGUAGGACACCCACUUAUCUGUAAAACUGAUAUGGAGUCCAACAAUAACACUGAAGCCAACACUGCGAGCUCCACCAGCAACAGCAGCAGCUCGGAAACCAUCACCAGCACUACCAGCGCGGUUCCCAGCAGCUCCAGCAGAACCAGCCCGAUGCUGGCCCCCGUCAUGGAAAUGAAGCAGAAUGACGAUAAAGAGGUGGCGCAGACAGCAGCAGGCACCGUGCGUCCACUCAGCCUUGACCUCACCAGCCUGGAGACCAAGGCCAAGAUUGAGGAGGAAGCCUUCAACAAAGGUUACCAGGAAGGUUUGAAAGCCCAACUCAGCCAGGAUCAGAAGGAGCUUCGGCACGAAACUGGGAAAGCGGAAGGAGCCAGCGAGGGACCACCGGCAGAUACCAGCCUCACAGAGGGAAAGAAGGCCAGUAAGUUGGAAGAGGUUACGGAGCUGAUCGUCCGGCUGUGCCCGAAGCCAGCCAGGCACCGCAGCGUGAUCUGGGUCGUGGCCACCUUUGUCCUCCUCCUGGCCGUUCUCAGCAGCAUCUUCGCCUCUCUGCGCAGUCCAUGUGACCAGGCCACGGGCUCGCCCAGCACGAAGGGCUCCUGCCUCUCCUCCGGGCACAGUUCCACCUGGCCUUUCUGGAGGCUGUGGCACAGGAACCGGGCGCAGGCAUGAGGGAGGGGCAGGGCCCACAGCGGAGGCUGUUUGCCGGAUAAUACUGUGGCAGAGUGGGUGUCGAGCGGUGUGAAAUUGGGCGUGUGGAGGGGAUUGCUGGCCAAGACUGUGAACCUCGUGCCGGCUGCAGUGGCAACGUAGAGCACCAAGGGACUUUGAACUCUGAGACAAGACACAGACAUCGGAGCAGAAUGAGGCCACUCAGCACAUCGAGACUUUCCCUCCAUUCCAUCAUGGAUGAUUCAUUAUCCCUCUCAACCUUGGUCUCAUGCCCUCCCCCUGUAACCUUUGAUGCCCCGACUAACCAAGAACCAGUUAACCUCCACUUUAAAUAUACCCAACAACUCAGCAUCCAAAGCAGUCCAUGGCAAUGAUUUCCACAGAUUCACCACCCUCUGGCUAAAGAAAUUCCUCCUCAUCUCUUUUCUAAAUGUAUGUCCCUCUAUUCUGAGGCUGUGCCCUCUGGUACAAGACUCCCCACUAUAGGAACAUCCUCUCCAUAUCCAGUCUAUCUGGGCCUUUCAACAUUCAAUAGCUUUCAAUGAGAUCCCUUUCAUUCUUCAAUUCCGGCAUCCUCCUUAAGCAAGCUUGUACAUUCCCCCAGGUGACCACUGACUUUCCUCCCCGUGACCGUGUGUGUUUAUACCCCGUGACCGUGUGUGUUUCCUCCCCGUGACCGCGUGUGUUUCCUCCCGUGACUGUGUGUGUUUCCUCCCCGUGACCGCGUGUGUUUCCUCCCCAUGACCGCGUGUGUUUCCAACCCCGUGACCGUGUGUGUUCACUCCCCGUGACCGUCUGUGUUCCCCCCCCCGUGACCAUGUAUGUUUCCUGCCCGUAAACGUGUAUGUUUCCCUCCCGUGACACUGUGUGUUUCCUCCCCGUGACCGCGUGUGUUUCCUCCCGUGACCGCGUGUGUUUCCUGCCCGUAACUGUGUAUGUUACCUCCCCGUGACCAUGUGUGUUUAUACACCGUGACCCUGUGUGUUUCCUCCCCGUGACCGUGUGUGUUUAUACACCGUGACCCUGUGUGUUUCCUCCCCGUGACCGUGUGUGUUUCCUCCCCGUGACCCUGUGUGUUUCCUCCCCGUGAGCCUGUGUGUUUCCUCCCCGUGACCGUGUGUGUUUCCACCCCGUGACCGUGUGUGUUUCCUCCCCGUGACCGCGUGUGUUCCCUCCCCGUGACCGUGUGUGUUUCCACCCCAUGACUGGGUGUGUUCCCUCCCCGUGACCGUGUGUGUUUCCUCCCCGUGACCGUGUGUGUUUCCUCCCCGUGACCUUGUGUGUUUCCUCCCCGUGACCGUGUGUGUUUAUACCUCGUGACCGUGUGUGUUUAUACCCCAUGACCGUGUGUGUUUCUUCCCCGUGACCGUGUGUGUUUAUACACUGUGACCGUGUGUGUUUCCUCCCCAUGACCGUGUGUGUUUAUACCCCGUGACCGUGUGUGUUUCCUCCCCGUGACCGUGUGUGUUUAUACCCCGUGACCGUGUGUGUUUCCUCCCCGUGACCGCGUGUGUUCCCUCCCCGUGACCGUGUGUGUUUCCACCCCGUGACCGGGUGUGUUUCCUCCCCGUGACCGUGUGUUUCCUCCCCGUGACCCUGUGUGUUUCCUCCCCGUGACCGUGUGUGUUUCCUCCCCGUGUGACGGUGUGUGUUUCCUCCCCGUGACCGUGUGUGUUUACACCCCGUGACCGUGUGUGUUUCCUCCCCGUGACCGUGUGUGUUUAUACCCCGUGACCGUGUGUGUUUCCUCCCUGUGACUGCGUGUGUUCCCUCCACGUGACCCUGUGUGUUUCCUCCCCGUGACGGUGUGUGUUCCCUCCCCGUGACCGUGUGUGUUUCCUCCCUGUGACCGCGUGUGUUUCCUCCCCGUGACCUUGUGUGUUUCCUCCCCGUGACCGUGUGUGUUUCCACCCCGUGACCGUGUGUGUUUCCUCCCCGUGACCGUGUGUGUUCCCUCCCUGUGACCGUGUGUGUUUCCACCCCGUGACCCUGUGUGUUUCCUCCCCGUGACAGUGUGUGUUUCCUCCCCGUGACCGUGUGUGUUUCCACCCCAUGACUGGGUGUGUUCCCUCCCCGUGACCUUGUGUGUUUCCUCCCCGUGACAGUGUGUGUUUCCUCCCCGUGACCAUGUGUGUUUCCACCCCGUGACCGGGUGUGUUCCCUCCCUGUGACCUUGUGUGUUUCCUCCCCGUGACCGUGUGUGUUUAUACCUCGUGACCGUGUGUGUUUAUACCCCGUGACCGUGUGUGUUUCUUCCCCGUGACCGUGUGUGUUUAUACCCCGUGACCGUGUGUGUUUCCUCCCCGUGACCGUGUGUGUUUAUACCCUGUGACCGUGUGUGUUUCCUCCCCGUGACCUUGUGUGUUUCCUCCCCGUGACCGUGUGUGUUUAUACCCCGUGACCGUGUGUGUUUCCUCCCCGUGACCGCGUGUGUUCCCUCCCCGUGACCGUGUGUGUUCCCUCCCCGUGACCGUGUGUGUUUCCACCCCGUGACCGGGUGUGUUUCCUCCCCGUGACCGUGUGUGUUUCCUCCCCGUGACCCUGUGUGUUUCCUCCCCGUGACCCUGUGUGUUUCCUCCCCAUGACCGUGUGUGUUUCCUCCCCGUGUGACGGUGUGUGUUCCCUCCCCAUGACCGUGUGUGUUUACACCCCGUGACCGUGUGUGUUUCCUCCCCGUGACCGUGUGUGUUUAUACCCCGUGACCGUGUGUGUUUCCUCCCUGUGACCGCGUGUGUUCCCUCCACGUGACUCUGUGUGUUUCCUCCCCGUGACGGUGUGUGUUCCCUCCCCGUGACCGUGUGUGUUUCCUCCCCGUGACCGUGUGUGUUUCCUCCCCGUGACCGGGUGUGUUCCCUCCCCGUGACCGUGUGUGUUUCCUCCCUGUGACCGCGUGUGUUCCCUCCACGUGACCCUGUGUGUUUCCUCCCCGUGACGGUGUGUGUUCCCUCCCCGUGACCGGGUGUGUUCCCUCCCCGUGACCGUGUGUGUUUGCUCCCUGUGACGGUGUGUGUUUCCCCCCCCCGUGACCGUGUGAGUUUCUGCUCCAUGACGGUGUGUGUUUCCUCCCCGUGACCGUGUGUGUUUGCUCCCCGUGACGGUGUGUGUUUCCUCCCCGUGUCCGCGUGUGUUUCCUCCCCAUGACCGUGUGUGUUUGCUCCCCGUGACCGUGUGUGUUUCCUCUCCGUGACCGUGUGUGUUUCCUCCCAGUGACCAUGUGUGUUUGUUCCCCGUGACCGUGUGUGUUUCCUCCCCAUGACCGUGUGUGUUUGCU
Messenger RNA from Mobula hypostoma (lesser devil ray), 6613 nucleotides. RefSeq names its product murine retrovirus integration site 1 homolog (gene irag1). The record is from RefSeq and is a predicted model, not a curated record. The transcript is spliced from 23 exons. Bases 703 to 3342 code for a protein of 879 amino acids. NCBI's taxonomy places the organism in Eukaryota, Metazoa, Chordata, Chondrichthyes, Myliobatiformes, Myliobatidae.